Messenger RNA from Wyeomyia smithii (pitcher-plant mosquito), 821 nucleotides. Its product is annotated as TM2 domain-containing protein almondex-like. The transcript has 3 exons. Bases 1 to 567 code for a protein of 188 amino acids. The record is from RefSeq and is a predicted model, not a curated record. Lineage: Eukaryota; Metazoa; Arthropoda; Insecta; Diptera; Culicidae.
AUGGACUUGCGAUCUCAUCGACCUUCCGAUACCAGCCACUGCCCGAACGGAACAUUGUGCAGCGAUUUACCCAACUUAUGCCUUCAGUGCAACUACAAUCCCCAGUGCAUUUACGGAGCGGAAAUUAAUGUGACCUGCAUACCGAAAAGUUCCGUCUCCUGUCACAAUGAUCCAUCCGGGCACGAGAUCAAGCGACGAACGAUUUGCCGGUACUGCUACCAAACCGAGCGUUGGGAGCAGAUUUGCGAACAGAAAGGAGGCUGUAACUCAAUCGAUUCUCAGUUCAAAACCAAUUGUACCGUGAACAGUGAAAUACUCUGCAGGGGCCAUCGGACGUUCAUGAAGAAAGUUCCCUGCAACUGGACCCAGGGCUACAGAUGGUCGACGACGUUGAUUCUGAGCAUAACGUUGGGCGGGUUCGGGGUUGACCGAUUCUUUCUGGGACACUGGCAGGAAGGAAUCGGCAAACUUUUUAGCUUUGGUGGUUUGGGAGUUUGGACAUUGAUCGAUGUGCUGCUGAUCUCGCUGCACUAUUUGGGACCUGCGGAUGGGUCUCUGUACAUCUAGGAUGAAGCGUAUUUUUCUCGAGCACAAGUAACUAGGGACUUGCGAUGUGAUAAUUAGAAAUAAAUAUUUUCGUUCGAAAAACAUAGAGGAGAAACAAUUGGUAUGAUAAAAAGCUCAUCGACCUUCCGAUACCAGCCACUGCCCGAACGGAACAUUGUGCAGCGAUUUACCCAACUUAUGCCUUCAGUGCAACUACAAUCCCCAGUGCAUUUACGGAGCGGAAAUUAAUGUGACCUGCAUACCGAAAAGUUCCG